CGACCGUCUGGACUCAUCGACUUGGGCGGAUUCCAAGCCAUAAAACAAAUGGCUAAAAUUUGUCCGAAUUUGAAUAAAUCGAUCAAAUUCAGGGUCUGAACCAUCGCUGCCCCGGCCAGGUUUACCCGAAAGAGACACUCGUAUACCUCAGCAGCAGCAAAUUUCUUUCUUAGGAGUCAGUCAGUACAGUAAAAGAAGGAAAAACCCCAAACAUCAGAACUCACAAUUUCCCCAAUUGGUACUGCCAUCAUCACAUAAUCAGAAAUCCAAAAUGGAACCCAAAUUGAAAAUAAAAAUCGAGCAAACAGUUAGGGAAAUCCUCCAAGAAUCUGACAUGGAAUCCACCACGGAGUACCAGAUUCGGAAGAUGGCCUCCAAGAAGCUCGACCUCAACCUCGAUAUAUCCGAAUACAGGGCCUUUGUACGCCACGUUGUCAAUACUUUCCUAGAAGAGCAGAGAGCCAAAGAGGAAGAAGGAGAUAAGAGCAAGGAACAAGAGUUCGAUGAAGACGGUGACCUUAUCGUUUGCAAGCUAUCGGAUAAGAGGAAGGUGACGAUUCAGAACUUCAGGGGAACAACCUUGGUAUCAAUAAGGGAAUUCUACAAGAAAGAUGGGAAAGAGCUUCCUACUUCUAAAGGGAUAAGUCUGAAGGAGGAGCAAUGGUCAGCCUUAAAGAAGAACAUCCCUGCCAUAGAGAAAGCCAUAAGGAAGAUGGAAGACAGGGUUUGAUAAGAGGUGCGGCUUAUGUGUGGGUGUAUUGGUAUUGAAACUUUGGACUCUCUUGGGGAUGAUACCAUAUUUGAACCUUGAUUUUGCUGCUGGUCGUAAAGUGGCAUGACACAGCAAAGCAGACAUAUGAUGCUGCUUUCUUAGUUUUGUCAUGCCUCAAGAGGAUAUUAUGACUACUGCUGGUAUGUUCUUGGAAAGACAACCUCGAAUGAGCUAAUCUUUAUUCUCUGUUUUCAUUUCUUUUUAAACUUA
Messenger RNA from Hevea brasiliensis (rubber tree), 982 nucleotides. Its product is annotated as RNA polymerase II transcriptional coactivator KELP. The transcript has 3 exons. Bases 272 to 730 code for a protein of 152 amino acids. The record is from RefSeq and is a predicted model, not a curated record. Gene Ontology annotation, biological process: positive regulation of transcription initiation by RNA polymerase II. NCBI's taxonomy places the organism in Eukaryota, Viridiplantae, Streptophyta, Magnoliopsida, Malpighiales, Euphorbiaceae. Gene Ontology annotation, molecular function: transcription coactivator activity; DNA binding.